This is a messenger RNA of Protopterus annectens (West African lungfish), 2742 nucleotides long. It is a transcript of the gene FAM181B, whose product is annotated as family with sequence similarity 181 member B. Lineage: Eukaryota; Metazoa; Chordata; Ceratodontiformes; Protopteridae. The record is from RefSeq and is a predicted model, not a curated record. Bases 448 to 1518 code for a protein of 356 amino acids. The transcript has a single exon.
CCACAUCCUUCGGUAAAGGUUUUGGGUAUACUUGCUUUCGUUUUGCUGCAGCGACACCUGACAACAACGUCUCGGACCACUUCCUUCUCUCUCACAAAUGGAUUCAUUAUUGUAACGGUUUAUCCUGUGCAGAUGCGUCUGAGAAAACGGAGGACGUUAAGAGUUAAACAGAAGAUAGCGCGCGCCCCUCCUCUUGUGCCUCAGCGCAUCACUGCCUGUUUCAGGGCUCGCGCGGACCUUCUAGUAGUAGUAGUGAAUAAAGUCAGACUCGGCACUGCGGGACCGUCGUAAUCACGGUUGUGCUUGAAAUGUUUUUAUGUACGUAAAGAAAACGACCAUACUUUGAGUUUGAAAACCAUCCUGGAAGUAAAGAUGCUCUAAUGAGACGUCGUAAACAGAUUAAAUUAAGGUGUCAAUGGUUUUCACAGAGACUUUGUGACGGACGUGAUGGCUGUGCAGGCUGCGGUCAUGAAUCCUCACUUCAUCCCCUUCUGUUUUCCUGGUUCAGUGGUGGAGUACGAAAUUGGUAAACAAUACGACAACGGUACUGUUUUUGGGGAGCUGGACAAUGGCACUGGGGACGAAUUCAGAGAAACGACCAGAGACCUGUUGAGUUUCAUUGACUCUGCUUCGAGCAACAUCAAACUAGCCCUGGACAAACCAGUAAAGUCAAAGCGCAAAGUGAACCACAGGAAAUACCUGCAGAAGCAGAUCAAGCGGUGCUCCGGCAUCAUCUCCUCAGGAAACGAGAGCCCUGAUGCUAAUAAAAGGCAACUCGGAUCUCCUAGAAGUAUCUCUCCGCUAAGUAACCAGAGUACCAGCACUCAGCAAAACAAACCUCCUCCAAAACGAGAAGGUGCACAGGCUAGUCUGCAGAGCAAAAGUUUGGAUGCGCUUUUCGGUCCCACCAAGGAGCUCCGGGGAGACCAGGUUAAGGGAAAGAAAGUGCCACUGAGGAACCGUAACCUGCCACCUUCUUUCUUUACCGAACCUGCUAAUACCUGCCAGCUUGGUCCAGUCUCCAAUGCAACGAUGCUCAGAGACCUGGAAGCUAGAGUUGAAAGUCCGGAAGCUGCUGAUCUCCUCGAACUUUUGGGUGGUGGUCCUGACUACACUAACAUUUUGCAAACUGAACUGCAGCCGGAAUUGUUUGUGACUGGCGGCCAAUCCCGCUCAAUAGUACCGGUGCAGGAUCUUACUUCAGAGAACCUAGGGUUGUACGAUCCGCACCAGCUUUUGGGGGGCUUCCUAUACCAUGAUUCAUGGAACCAGGCAUACAGCCCUAAAAAGAGCAGCAACAGCCCUUCUAUCCCCGCCUGUGGACUGAGUCCCAGUAACAGCUCUCGUGCUAUGCUGCCCACCUUGCAAACAUCUUUAUAUCAUGGACCUACUGACUUGGUGUCUGGACUGGAGGACACUUCUCUGACACCUGUGGCUCCCUUCUUCCCUGACUGUCCCCUUCCUCAGGUGUAUGAUUAUGGCACGAGCUACAACAGAGCUGGAUAUUCAGUGAUUUAAAUUUAAGGAAGGUCACUUGUUGACAACUUUGGGCAAUGUGUGUCCAAUGCACCUCAAAGCCCAGGCUUAAUUAUAAAUCGUGACCCCUUAUAGUUUUUAUUUACUUUUUUUGUGUUUUGUAAUUGCUAUCAGGUGAUGUGCAUUAUUGCAGUAGCAUUUUUAGGUUGGGAUAUUUAACUAAAUGCUCCCCCAGUAAGCAUUCAUGAAUACGGCAAUUAGAUAAAAAAAAGAGGAUAGUGACAAUGACAUGAGACGGUUUUAUUAUUAUUUCUUUUAAUUUAUUUUGCUUGCAGGGGGCCACAGCUGAAUGAUUUCCUUCUGAACAGCCUAAUUCAAUUAGUUCUGUCUUGCAAAACAGCUUGUAACCUGUUUUAUUGUGACACUAGUAGGAACAUUCAGCUGGUUUGUAAGUGCUGUGAAAAGCUAAAUUAAUUUGAAUUAUCAAAAGCAGUGUAAAGAAGUAAUAUAGUAAACCAGGUUGAUGUCAACCUGUUUCUAAACAUAAGUAAACAACUAGAUUAUUUUCCAGACCUAAGAUGACACAUCAUCACAAAUGAAGAAGAACAUUUUUGCAGGCAUUGUCCCAUUUCAGACUGCUUAAAAUAUGGCUGAUUGUUUUUUUUGAGGUUAACCACCAGAAAUCCCUGCUCAGUCCUCAGCCUAAGUCUCUGAGCUAACAACUUGGGGUUUUGUCACAUUAUGUACUUUGGGUGAAUGAGAUCAAUUCAGUCAGAUAUGUGCCUCUCCAUUUGUGUCUGCAGCACAUGUAUUUUAAACCAGACAUGCUAUUAAAUGUUAUGUAGUUUAAACUCUGUUAAGUUAAAGCAAACAGCUUUAAAAAUCCAUUGCAGUCCUCUUGCUACAUUUUUAACACAAUUCAUUGCAACAUAUAAAAUCUUGCUGCAGGUAAACUUGCUAAGGUAGAUUUUCAUCUGAUGAAGUUUGUACGAAAACGUACUAUUACUUGUUAUAGUGUUAAUGUGUUUAGGCGUCUUCUAUGUGUUAGAAUUUUUAAUUUUGGUUGUCGUGGUAUAUUAAGUUGUACAUCCUUAUUUCGGACUCGGACCCUUAUUUGGAUCUCAUUAGCGAACCUUUGAUUGUGUUCCUGGUUUUAUUGUUCGCUUACAUCUCCGUUUUUGGUUUAGAUUUUCAUGUGUGUUGCUUGACGAAAUCUGUAUCUUUUGCAGGUAACUUGAUUGACAUAAAAGGAAAUUGUGAAUUACA